AUGCUGACAGCGGCGAACUGUGUCUCUCUGGUCUGGCUUAUCAUUAUCUAUAAAAAGAAUAAGAUCUACUCGAAAAAGAUAGACAUGGGGCUGUCGAAUCGCUAUCAGAUCCAAGAGAACGUUUCAAGCACUCGCUUGACGAUUGUCCUCGGAUUUACGCAGCUAUUGUUUUUCGCAGCUCAUUUGGCCAUUAAUAUGACCAGACGAACAUUCUUCACCAUUAUGAACCGUGAACUUUACAGGAUUCUCGAAAGCGUGGGCUAUCUUCUCACUUACUACACUCUCAUACUUCCGAUUGUCAUGUACAUAUAUAUAAAACGAGAUAUCCACAACAAGAUCACUACACUACAAGAUAAUAUAAACCAAAACUCCUCAAAAGGUGCAGAAGGAGCGAAACUCUACUUCAGCAUGUAUGGGAAACAGUGGUGA
This is a messenger RNA of Cooperia oncophora, 429 nucleotides long. Lineage: Eukaryota; Metazoa; Nematoda; Chromadorea; Rhabditida; Trichostrongylidae. The record is from the annotation of a GenBank genome assembly.